AUGGAAGCUCUUUCCAUCUCAUUCCAUCCUUGGAUAAAGUUUGGACUUAAAUUUGAGUACCAGGUGAAAGCUUGCCCUGAAAGAAAACUUCCCAACAAUCUUAUUUCAACAAAGGAUGCAUUUCGAUGGCAACACAGUGGGAUGAGAAACGCCCUAUGUGUUCCUAGGCUGACGCAUAUAAAUCUGCUCUAUUAA
Messenger RNA from Prunus armeniaca (apricot), 195 nucleotides. NCBI's taxonomy places the organism in Eukaryota, Viridiplantae, Streptophyta, Magnoliopsida, Rosales, Rosaceae. The record is from the annotation of a GenBank genome assembly.